Brugia pahangi is the source of this 285-nucleotide messenger RNA. Lineage: Eukaryota; Metazoa; Nematoda; Chromadorea; Rhabditida; Onchocercidae. The record is from the annotation of a GenBank genome assembly.
AUGGGGAAGAAAUCGGAAGACGAGCUUAGUGAAACUUUCGAUCGAUGUCUGGCAGAUACAGCAGUGAAGAUUGUAAGUGCUGGGAGUGUUGGUUUAAUAGCUGCUGCAAUAUUUAAAAGGCAGUUUCCACUUUGGUUAGGUAUUGGCAUGGGUUUCGGUAUGGGUAUUGCUAACUGCCGUCACGAUAUGAGAAAGUCAUUCGGGCACUCUGAACAAGAUUCGGAACAGAAAUCGAGUCUUAGAAUAAUCGAAGAAUCUGGAAAUGUCGAAAUUCAGCCUCAAUAA